Molecule: messenger RNA, 1735 nt
Organism: Hordeum vulgare subsp. vulgare (domesticated barley)
Lineage: Eukaryota; Viridiplantae; Streptophyta; Magnoliopsida; Poales; Poaceae
Exons: 8
Coding region: 96-1544 (482 amino acids)
Molecular function (GO): protein binding
Source: RefSeq, a predicted model, not a curated record
GCCGAAUUCCCCAACCCCCCCAACCAAAGCACCGCGUCGGCGUCCCCUCCAAACCCUAGCCCCCUGCGCGCACGAGUUGCGAGGAGGGUAGGAGGAUGGACGGCCCCAAGAGGUCGCAGCUGCGGGUGCGGCUCCGGGUGACGGCACGCCGGCGGGGCGGCGACGGAGCGGACAGGGCCGGACCGGGCGGUGGCGCUGGGGGCGAGCGGAAGCGGCGCAUGGACGCCCCACUCAUCAACUCCGCGGCCAAGCUGCAGCGCCGCGAGAUCGGGGGGCGGCAGCUCGCCGCGCGCGGCGGUGGCGCCGCGGCCGCCGUGCCCGAGCGGUUCCGGAACAUGCAGCUCCAGGAAGAGUUUGACACAUAUGAUCAUGACGCUCACCUAUUUGUGAAGCUACAAUUUCUCAAAAAAAGAUCAAAAAUUAUUGAGAUCGUCGCAGCAAAAGAUAUUAUAUUUGCUCUUGCUCAUUCCGGGCUUUGUGCUGCUUUUAGUCGAGUAACAAAUAAGCGUUUAUCCUUCUUGAAUUUAAGUCCAGACGAAGUGAUUCGGAGUUUGUUCUACAACAAGAACAAUGAUUCACUUAUUACUGUCUCAGUUUAUGCAUCAGACCAAUUUAGCACAUUGAAGUGCAGAACAACCCCGAUCGAGUAUAUAAGGAGGGACCAAUUAGAUGCUGGGUUUCCUCUUUUUGAAUCGGAAUCUCUGAAGUGGCCUGGCUUUGUGGAGUUUGAUGAUGUAAAUGGAAAAGUACUCACUUACUCUGCCCAGGAUGGUAUCUACAAGGUUUUUGAUUUGAAGAACUAUUCCUUUCUAUAUUCGAUACCUGAUACCAAUGUGCAGGAGAUAAAGAUCAGUCCAGGAAUCAUGCUCCUAAUAUAUGAUAGAAUGCCAAGUUAUGUUCCUUUGAAGAUAUUAUCUAUUGAAGAUGGAAAGCCAUUGAAAUUAUUCAAGCACUUGUUGCACCGUGGCAAGAAAAUUGAUUUUAUUGAGCAGUUCAAUGAGAAGCUCCUUGUGAAGCAAGAAGACGAGAACCUUCAGAUACUUGAUGUACGAAGUUCUGAGCUAAUUGAAAUCAGUAUUGAGAAGUUUAUGACCCCAUCAGCAUUCAUUUUUCUGUACGAGAACAAUCUCUUCUUGACAUUCCGAAACAGAACAGUUGCUGUAUGGAAUUUCCGAGGAGAGCUUGUUACAUCGUUUGAAGACCAUUUGCUAUGGCAUCAAGAUUGUAGCACCAACAAUAUUUACAUUACAACUGACCAGGAUCUGAUUAUAUCCUACUGUAAAUCCGAUGCAGCGUCUGAUGACGGUACAGCUUCUCCAAUUGGAUCCAUCAACAUGAGCGACAUUAUGACUGGCAAGUGCAUUGCCAAGAUUGCAGCGAAUGAUCCUUCCCUUAGCAUCGCACCUCGCAAAAAUGGUAGCCCCUCAAUCUGGAGUAGUAUCCCAGAAGCUCUGGAGGAUGUCACAGCACUCUUCUACGACGAGGACAGGAACGAGAUCUACACUGGGAACAGUCAGGGGCUGGUGCAUGUAUGGUCCAGUUAGGUAGUAUAUAUAUACAUGUCACUUUUUGAUCUGUUGAGAAGAUUGGAUGCACUCAGUGCUGCAUUCUGUAUCAUCUCCGGGCUUGUCUACCUCUGCAGUAGAAUGUAAUUCCUGGGGGGCAGUAAAAUGUAGUUCCCUGUAAAUAUUGUGUGAUAUUGUGUCAUCUACCAUGCUAUAGUUAGUUUAGAAAA